Messenger RNA from Sphaeroforma arctica JP610, 1239 nucleotides. RefSeq lists its product as hypothetical. Bases 28 to 1239 code for a protein of 403 amino acids. NCBI's taxonomy places the organism in Eukaryota, Ichthyosporea, Ichthyophonida. The record is from RefSeq and is a predicted model, not a curated record. Gene Ontology annotation, biological process: DNA catabolic process; resolution of meiotic recombination intermediates; double-strand break repair via break-induced replication. The transcript is spliced from 5 exons. Gene Ontology annotation, cellular component: nucleus; Holliday junction resolvase complex. Gene Ontology annotation, molecular function: crossover junction DNA endonuclease activity; DNA binding; 3'-flap endonuclease activity.
GUCAUCGACUCAGACGAUGACGAUAUCAUGCUCAACAUACCCCUGCGUGAGAGACUAGCUACAUCCAAAAAGAACCUCGAAAAUCCUAUGCAAAGCUCGUCAGUUUUAUCUCCAGAUACGGAUUUUAUCACUGUAGAGAGGGAUGCUUUUAGUGUAGCCACAUCGACAAGUGCAGCCAAUCUGUUCACGGCAUCGACGAAGUCAGAUAGUAUAAAUGCAUACGACUGCAGUACGGACAAGGGGAAUGACUCAUCAAGGCGCACACGCGCAUACACGGAUAUCGGUACAACCAGCGAGGAAGGUUCCAGUGACACACACGCAUAUACGGAGAGUAGUACCAUCAGAGGGAAAAGCUCAGUGAGUUCGCGAUCAAGAAGUCCGGUAUCAAAACAAAGCCUCCAUAAAGAGGACUUUGGUGAAGGUCAAACAAGUGCCAACAACGGCGCAAUCUUCUCGGUGUUUGUCCACGCAGCCAACAAGACGUACCCAAAGCCGUUAAAGCCCAUUCGUAGCAAGAGCUCCGAUACCCAAAAAAAUGCAGACUCAGCCGCCACACAAAUCACGUCAACCAGCCCGGCCGAAAUCGAGCCCUUGAAGGUGACGCUCGACAGUGGCAGCUAUGAUAUCUGGAUGGUAAUCGAUAAUCGUGAGAUAUUCGGGAAGAAGGAUCGAGGCUAUCUUCAGGAAAAGUUGGCAAAAAAUGGCGUCAAAUGUAUUGUUCGUGCAAUGCAGCUGGGCGAUUUCACCUGGGUGGCGAAAGAAAAGCGGACAAUCGACGAGGCCGUAAACACCAUGUCAGUCGAACAACCCAAGGAACAAGACCGGGAGAUUAUGCUGGGCUAUCUGGGUGAGCGCAAGCGUAUGGAUGACCUCUGUGCGUCUGUAAUGGAUGGCCGUUUUGUAGAGCAGAUGUCGCGCCUGAAGAAAUGCCAUGUCAGCCGCUGCAUGUACCUGAUUGAAAACUAUGGCAAAAUGGACAAGCUCACUCUCUCGCAGGCAGCUUUGGAGAGUAGUAUCGCCCGUAUUCAGGUUCAUUCUGGUAUGCAAGUGACGCGCACGGACAACAUCGAGCACACUGUUCGGUACUUGACGUAUUUCACGAAGUAUCUGAUGGACCUGUACAAGGACAAGGCGGUGACGAGCGAUCCGGCCGUGGAGGUCUCAGAAAGCACAGUUGGUGGGUUGGUGGUAAGUUUGAUGUCUAUCUCAAAAUUCAGAAAGGAUAGAAAGUCACCAUAG